AUGUUAUUUGUACUUCUUUUCCUAUCAGAAUUUCGCCAUAACCAUUUCCAUGGCGAUAACAGAUUUGAUAAUAUUUUACCAAGUGGUGGAAUAACGUUGGAACUCGCCGUACCAAGCCUAUCUUCAUGUGCACAAGAGUGUUUUUAUCAGGCAGAUUGUGUAUCCGUGUUUUACAAAGAUAAAAAGUGUAUAGGGUGGAACACGAGAACUGACGAUCUGUCCCCAACCUCACUUGAUGAAAACAUGCAAUACUAUGAACUGAAAGGUGUUUAUGGUAAUGUGGCUGAAGGCAAACCAGCGGUUCAAUCCUCUACCUUUCCACCUUUCUCCGGAAUUUACAGUGCAUCCAAGGCCGUAGAUGGUAGCAGGUAUCCUGUCGCUGUGAAACCUGACGAUUCGUGUUCUUGUACAAACAAAGCAAACUCACAAUGGUGGCGAGUUGACCUUUUGGAUACCUUUCUGGUGACAGACGUAGCCGUGUUGAAGAGAAAAGAUGACGCAGAUGGUAUAACGCUGGUUAAUGUUAGCAUUGGUGUAUCCCAUGCCUCUAGUGGCCCCUUCACAACUUGUUAUAGCACCGGAACCAAGACUAGCACCACGAGGUUUGAAACGUUCACAUGCCAGACACCUGUCUAUGGACGCUAUGUAAAACUAUCCAAACUGGUGUCGGAUAUUCUAUGCUUGUGUGAGGUAGAAAUAUAUGUUCAAGAUUAA
Messenger RNA from Ylistrum balloti, 714 nucleotides. RefSeq names its product fucolectin-like. The transcript is spliced from 3 exons. Lineage: Eukaryota; Metazoa; Mollusca; Bivalvia; Pectinida; Pectinidae. The record is from RefSeq and is a predicted model, not a curated record. The coding region runs from base 1 to 714 and encodes 237 amino acids.